Lymnaea stagnalis (great pond snail) is the source of this 186-nucleotide messenger RNA. The record is from the annotation of a GenBank genome assembly. NCBI's taxonomy places the organism in Eukaryota, Metazoa, Mollusca, Gastropoda, Lymnaeidae.
CGUAGACCAAUGAAUGCCUUCAUGAUCUUCAGCAAGCGUCACCGCGCCAUGGUGCAUGAGCGACACCCCAAUCAGGACAAUCGUACAGUUAGUAAAAUUUUAGGGGAAUGGUGGUACGCAUUAGGUCCAGAUGAAAAGCAGAGAUAUCACGAUUUGGCUGCAAAGGUACAAAAAAUAUAUAUUUAA